Molecule: messenger RNA, 882 nt
Organism: Rotaria sp. Silwood2
Lineage: Eukaryota; Metazoa; Rotifera; Eurotatoria; Philodinida; Philodinidae
Source: the annotation of a GenBank genome assembly
AUGGAAGAACAACAACGUUUACAUGCACUUUCAUCACAUAUGCAACAUUAUUCACCAAUGGAUUAUCAUCGUUUUCAAUCGACAUAUUCAAUGCGUCCUUAUCAUCCUACAAGUGCAUAUACAAAUCAAACUGAUUGUUGGUUUCCUACAACAUCACAUUCAGUUCCAGGAUCAUCAUCAAAAUAUGAUCCAACACUUGAUUAUCAUACGCAUCCUCCAUAUAUGACGUAUAAUUCUCAACAAUCGAAUUCAAAUGAUCUUGAUUAUAAAUCAAAUUCAUCAGCAUCAACUAAAGCUACAGUAGCUGCUUAUUUUAAUUUUAACUUUAAUUGCGAUCAAGCUCAUAAUCAUCAUCAUCAUUUGUUUACAGAAAAUCCAUCCAUUGGUACAACAUCACCAUCACAAAUUAUUUCUCCAAAUAAUUUUAAACAAACAAAUAAUAAUAAUAAUAAAACUCAAAAUUUAAAUGAUUUAUCAUCAACAAUUGGUUUAAGUCCAAAAGCAUCAUCAUCGGGUGCUUCAUCAUCAAAUGAAUCAUUAUCAAUUAAUAAUGGUGUUAGUCCAGCUCAAUCAGUUCCUGUUAAUACAAAACCACGUAAAGAACGUACAGCAUUUACAAAAAAUCAAAUACGUGAAUUAGAACGUGAAUUUUUAAAACAUAAUUAUUUAACACGUUUACGUCGUUAUGAAAUAGCUGUUGCACUUAGUUUAACAGAACGACAAGUUAAAGUCUGGUUUCAAAAUCGUCGUAUGAAAUUUAAACGUGUUCGUGGUGCUGUUUUGGCUAAAAUUGAUAAAGUCAAUCAAAAAUCAUGUUAUAAUACACCGAAUGAAGAACAAGAUGGAGAUUCCGAAGAUGACGAAAGCAUUGCUAGCCACUAG